UCGAAUCAUUUCUUUGGUUGAAUUUUAGAGAGGAUAUUUGAAGAUGACUCGGAGGAGUCAGAUAGAAGUUAAAUACAAGUCAUACCAUUUCAUGAUUCAUGAAAUGCGAUCCAUAGAGUCUAGUUCAAGGAAGUCUUAUAAAGUUUUCCCUUUAUCUUUUUCUUCUCUGCUCCUGUACCACUUCCACUUUCGCAAGCAAGUUCUCUCAUCAAACAUAAAUACCAUAACCCAAAUACCAAAUACCAAAUACCAACAACCAACACUCAAAUAUCACCUAUUAUGUUCAAAUCGCUUCGCACCGCCAAAGAAAAACGCCAAGGUCCUGCCCGGAGAUACUACCGCGGUCUCUGCACCGUCACCGCCACCUCCAUCAUCGUCAUCAUAUUCAUUCUCGUCUCCCUAGUCUACCAAUUCCCGGGAAAAAAUAACUCGAUUCUCGACAUCGAAAACCCAAGUAUCACUUAUAAAAUUUACAUUUUCCAAUACUGUGUUUCUACCGGCCGCGAAAACGACAACGGGGUUGACAAAAACCCCAACGCGAAAGAUGGAUUGGGGUGUCAUUUAGAUCUCAACCCCCUCGGCUACAUCGUCGCUACAACCAACAAACAAGCAGAACCCAGCGAUCUCGCCACCUUCUACACAUUAAUGACCAUCGCAUUCGCCUUCUACUACGUUGGCUGUCACGCAGUCGCUCUCACGAUAUAUCUCUGGUGGCGAUGGUUUAAUCGACACUUCGACCCCGGAGAAAAAGUCCCCAAGAAAAGUUUCAAAAAGCUGAUGCUCGCGUGCUUUAAGAAGAAGAAGAAGAAGAAGAAGAAGAAGAAGAAGAAGAAGAAGAAGAAGAAGAAACAACUAACAUCCCCCUCUCCACCUCACCAGACCGGACUAACCAUCUUCUGCAUCCCCGCCUCCUGCCUCACCCACGCCUCCUACCUCGGUAGCGGAAUCGCCGGCGGCGGAAUCCCCAAAUCCUAUUCCAAAAUCGGGAAUCUCUACAUGCUUUUCGUGCAUUCUCUCUGGCUCUGGUAUCUCGCUUCUCUUCUCAUCGUUUUUCUGCUAUUCAGAAAGGAAUAUCCCAAACCGCCUAAAGAGAAAAAGGAAGAGGAAGAAAAGUCGGAGGAUACGGAAUCGGUUUCGGGUUCGGCUUCGUCGUAUGGAACUGAGUGGGAAUAUGCCUCGGAUCCUGUGGGUCCGACUUUAUGGCCUAGGGAAUAG
Molecule: messenger RNA, 1215 nt
Organism: Botrytis sinoallii
Lineage: Eukaryota; Fungi; Ascomycota; Leotiomycetes; Helotiales; Sclerotiniaceae
Exons: 3
Coding region: 280-1215 (311 amino acids)
Source: RefSeq, a predicted model, not a curated record